CUGCCUCAACCUUUAAUGGCUUCUUCUCUCGGUCUCCCAACCCACACUGUGGCUUCUCACACUUCCAAGAUCCACUCUCCUCUUCCUAAAUGCCUCCGAAUUCUAUACAAAUCAUCACACUCACACUUUUAUGGCUUUAAGUUCUCCCACUCUUCUUCUCCUUCCAUCCCUUGUUUUUCCUCCUUUAAAACUCCCAUUUCUGCUCAGGUGAAUAAAGGUUCAGUGCCUCCAUCAUUCAUGUUGAAAGAUCAAGAUGGGAAAAGUGUGAGCCUUUCCAAGUUUAAAGGGAAGCCUGUGGUUGUCUAUUUCUACCCUGCUGAUGAAUCCCCUAGCUGCACCAAGCAGGCGUGUGCUUUCAGGGAUUCUUAUGAGAAAUUUAAGAAAGCAGGAGCUGAAGUUAUUGGAGUAAGUGUUGAUAGCUCAGCAUCACACAAGGCAUUUGCCCAGAAAUAUAGACUUCCAUUUACAUUGCUGAGUGAUGAGGGCAACAAGGUGAGGAAAGAGUGGGGAGUACCGGCCGAUAUAUUUGGAUUGUUGCCUGGAAGACUAGGGGUGUUCAAAUAA
Messenger RNA from Hibiscus syriacus, 564 nucleotides. RefSeq names its product peroxiredoxin Q, chloroplastic-like. Lineage: Eukaryota; Viridiplantae; Streptophyta; Magnoliopsida; Malvales; Malvaceae. Gene Ontology annotation, cellular component: cytoplasm; chloroplast thylakoid membrane. The coding region runs from base 16 to 564 and encodes 182 amino acids. The record is from RefSeq and is a predicted model, not a curated record. Gene Ontology annotation, molecular function: thioredoxin peroxidase activity. Gene Ontology annotation, biological process: cellular response to oxidative stress; cell redox homeostasis. The transcript is spliced from 4 exons.